Molecule: messenger RNA, 396 nt
Organism: Otolemur garnettii (small-eared galago)
Lineage: Eukaryota; Metazoa; Chordata; Mammalia; Primates; Galagidae
Product: histone H2A type 1-A
Exons: 1
Coding region: 1-396 (131 amino acids)
Cellular component (GO): nucleosome
Molecular function (GO): structural constituent of chromatin; protein heterodimerization activity; DNA binding
Source: RefSeq, a predicted model, not a curated record
AUGUCUGGGCGCGGGAAGCAGGGGGGAAAGGCACGUGCGAAAGCCAAGUCUCGGUCAUCUAGAGCAGGCCUACAAUUUCCUGUAGGUCGGAUCCACCGUUUACUUCGGAAAGGCAAUUAUGCUGAACGGAUCGGGGCUGGCGCACCCGUGUACUUAGCAGCGGUGCUGGAGUACCUGACCGCUGAGAUUUUGGAGCUAGCGGGUAAUGCAUCACGUGACAACAAGAAAACCCGCAUUAUCCCACGACAUUUGCAGUUAGCUAUCCGCAACGAUGAGGAACUCAACAAGUUGCUGGGUGGUGUGACCAUUGCACAGGGUGGCGUCCUGCCCAACAUCCAGGCGGUGUUGUUGCCCAAGAAGACUGAGAGUCAUCACCACAAAGUCCAGGCUAAGUAA